AUGCCUAUGUGCCGCCUUCAGAUGGUGCUCCCUGGUCCUGAUGGGGACAAUCAACCUUCUGCGUCCAACCAGGACGAUAAUCUCGAUAUAUUGGAGAGGAUCUUACGAGAACCUCCAGAUCAAGAUCGAGGUGACCAGGAACAAAUGUUGCAAAGACUUUCACGCCUAAGAGAUCCAAUGGCCAAUUUAAACGUUGUCAAUACAAGAUAUGGUUUAGUUAGUCCUCUUGAACCGACUUUAUAUGAAUUACUGCAGAGAAUUUGUGCAUCCGAAGCAAAUGGUGAGGAGAAGGACGUGGAGUCGUUGCUCCGAGUAACAAUGCGAGUCACAUCGCGCGAUGUGUCUCUGCAGCGUCUGCACCUUUACGUGCCUGCACUUCAGGAAUUGGUUCUGGAAGGGUCCAGGAUGACUUCCAUCAGGGACCUAGGAUGUGACCUCGUCAACCUUAAAUUGCUGAAUAUAAGCAAUUGUGGUUUAGAUUCGUUGGACGGAACAAACGGUCUUCCCGUAACUCUGGAGAAAUUGUACGCUGCACGAAAUCGAAUCCGGGACGUGAUUUGUGUCGUAAGUCUCGAGGGACUGCAACUCCUCGACCUCAGUGGGAAUCGUGUCCGAGAUAUAUCAACUUUGGGUUUUUUGACUUUGUGCGAGGAGCUCCGAAGCAUAUUCCUUGCAAAUUGUCCAUGUGCAGAUAUACCGGAUUUCAGGCGACGAGUACGUAAACUGAUGCCUCAUUUGCACGAACUCGAUGGAAUACCCUUCCAAGAAGAAGAUGACGAAGGGUCAGCUAACACAAAUUUUAUCAAUGGUUUGUCCACUGCAAAGCAUGCCACAUAUAGAUGUUCAUGGGGAAUAUUGAAACUCAUUGCAAGUGCCGUGGACGAGAUGUCUGAACAGCCGUUUGCAUUUGAUCCACUGCAACAUAUUCGAGGAAUCUGA
Molecule: messenger RNA, 939 nt
Organism: Ctenocephalides felis (cat flea)
Lineage: Eukaryota; Metazoa; Arthropoda; Insecta; Siphonaptera; Pulicidae
Product: leucine-rich repeat-containing protein 56-like
Exons: 7
Coding region: 1-939 (312 amino acids)
Molecular function (GO): protein binding
Source: RefSeq, a predicted model, not a curated record